Messenger RNA from Linum tenue, 3637 nucleotides. The record is from the annotation of a GenBank genome assembly. Lineage: Eukaryota; Viridiplantae; Streptophyta; Magnoliopsida; Malpighiales; Linaceae.
AGAGAGUGGAAGAAGAAGGAAGGGGGAAGAUGGCGAGCGAAGAAGAAAAGGCUCUGGAGAAUGAGCUUGAAGAACAGUUACAGGAGCUGAGAGAUUCCCUCACCGCUCUCAACGACGCACUUGCUUCUGAUCCUUCCAAUUCCGAACUUCUCUCUGUUCAGGAGGAGCUAGUACAGUCGAUCAAAGAUGCGGAGGAUGGGCUCCUUCACCUGAAACGUGCACGGUUGUUGAAAGAAUUGGAUGUGGCAGCUGCACUUCAGAGCUCCAAUGGGUCCGCGGAGAAUGUCAAAGUAGAGCGUAUUGACAUUGACUCUAGUACGGAUGAUGGAGCGGAACCAUUGGAGGAAGAAGAACAGAAAGAGUUUUCAAUUGGGUCCAAUUGUAGAUUCCGUUUCAGUGAUGGACGGUGGUAUAACGGUCGGAUUAUUGGGUUUGAAGGUUCUGACGCUGCCAAGAUAUCUUUUCUCACCCCUACUUCGGAUAACAUGGUGAUGUGCAAGUUUUUCCUUCAAGAACGAUGUCGAUUUGGUACUAGUUGCCGCAUGUCACAUGGGGUUGAUGUGCCGUUAUCUUCCUUGAAAGAGUAUGUUCCUACAGUCUGGGAUCAGUCACUCGUGGGGUCCAGCAUUCUGGCAAUGCCUGACAAAAAUACCGGCAUUUGGAGGAAAGCCGAGCUUGAAUCUUGGGAUGAUGAAGUCGGGUCAGGCAAAGUUGUUUUUCACAAUGAUGGGAGCUCUGCUAAGCUUUACCCUGAAGCUAUAUCCCUAUCUGAGUAUGCAAUAGUUAGCGAAGAAGAAGAAAGUGAUGAUACUGGUGCAGAACAAUCCGAUUCAAGUGAUUAUGAAGAAGGAGAAAGCCCUGACGCUAUAGGAUUUCUUGGAAGCACCAACCAACAAAGAGGCAUCCAAACGGAGACCACCAUGUUUGCCAAGUGGGAGAAUCACACCAGGGGCAUAGCUUCCAAGAUGAUGGCAAAUAUGGGGUAUCGUGAAGGAAUGGGUUUAGGAGCAUCUGGGCAGGGAAUGGUGAAUCCAAUCCCCGUGAAGGUCCAUCCAGGCAAGCAAUCACUCGAACAUGCUCUAGAAUCUCAGAAACGUGAGGAGGCCGGCGGUGGAAAACAGCCAAAAAAGCGAAGCAGAGGUGGAAAGAGAAAACGUGAUAAGAAGUUUGCUGCGGCAGCUAGAGCAGCCAAAGCAGCAAAGGAAGAUGAGGAAACUCGACCAGAUGUGUUCAGUUUCAUCAAUGACCAACUAGCUGCAAAUGGUGGGUCGGUGGCCAAGAAGCAGCAAAAGACCAGUUCGGUCGAGAAGAAAGUGGACAGGCGAGCUCUGGUAGCUUAUGAAGAUGAGGUGAAGGAGUUGAGAAAUCGUGUAGAAAGGCUGGAGGAGAUGGCCAGUAGAAACAAGAAGGAGAAGUUGGUCUAUGAUGCCGCCAUGAGGAAGUUAAAGGAAGCUCGUAAAGCUUUGGAAGAUGCCGAGGCUACUCAUGCUUCUGCUACCAAUGCCGUGGUUAGCAAAGAGAAGGAGAAGAAGUGGCUCAAGUUUUAAAUAGGGCAUUGUUUGUUUCAUAUAUUUUUGUAUCAAAUGUGACAGAGAAUUACCGAACUUGAUGUUCAAUUCAAAAGUUGGCAUUGACACAAAACUCACUAUCAGUCUAUCACUAUCUCUUGUGGUCUCUAAUGAAAUUUGUUGUCUUGGUAGCAAUAACUGUGGAGGUGAAGUGCACUCCAGCCAAACAUAGUCCCGCCGAUACCAACAGAAAGGCCUUCCACUGCCGUUGAGACGCCAGAAUAGCCAACGCCACCAGAGCAACAGCUGCACCAGAGAGCACAUUCCUCGCAGCAUUGAAAGUCCUGAAAGCGCCCAAGCAUUCCUUGCAGUGGACGACAUGCCUGAAGUAUCGGCUCGUCAGGUUGGGAGCAUGCAUCUCCAUGAUCCCUCCCUUAGCCGGCGGAGAAGCAGAUGCGCGAGCUAGAAAGCCAGCAGGCGCUUGUUCCACGACAGCAGGAACCUGGGGCAGAGAAAUGGUGCUGUGCCCUAAAUGGUAAGGCAUUCCAUGCCCAACUUUAUCCAUCCAUUUCCGGUACUCGAGCACCCAUGUAUCGGAAGACCUCAGGUUUAUGUACAGCUUUUUGGUGGGAACUUUUUCCUUCAUCAGAACUUCAUUCUGCGAUGACAGAAACCCCAUGUCCUGUUCGAAUAUCUUGCAGGAGAGGUUGUGUAUGAACCAUUUGGGUAUCCAUUUCGCCAGUUUAAAACCUUUGGUGGUACCGAACUGGACGAGGACCAUCGACUUCCCUUGGCCCGCCGGUCUACAGAGAAACAACCCAGUUGCAUAGUGCUUCUCCCCAUUUGCAUCUGUAUAUUCUCUUACGUUUGACAGAACACAAGGAGCUUGGAACCGCAGGAAGCUCGUCAGUCCCUCUGCUUCCCUCCCCCAGUACCCGGCAAACCCUCGAUCGGACCGCUCGGUGACCUCGAACAGAAGCGGCUGAGCCUCCUUCCUGCUGGUCGAGGUGUCGGUUCCAUCGUGGGAGAUCGGAAUGUGUGCAGGGUCCAUCAAGUUCUCAAGCAGUAUGGAGUGGUCGUAAGGAAGCUCGUGGAUGGUCGAAACCUCCUGGUACCCUGGUUUCGCCACCGAUUCGAACCAAGGCAGCUUCUUCGCAUUCGGCGGCGUCCUCGAUGACAUCCACACCCACAAGAUUCCUUGCGAAUCUCUGAUCUCGUACGAUCGGACGCAGGCCGAUUUGGGAAUCGUGCUCCCUGCAGGUAGCUGAGGUAUCUUCACGCAUUUCCCUUCUCCUCCUUCGAAUUGCCAGCCGUGAUACAGACACUCCAGCUUCCCGUCCGUAAUCUGCCCUUCUGAUAGCUUCGCCAACCUGUGCGGGCAUCGAUCUUCGUAACAUCGGAAUUGCCCUGCUCCGUCUCUGUACACCACAACCUGCUUGUCGAACACAGUGAGCCCCAACGGAGCGUCGUCGGGGACGUCCCGGGCGAAGUAGAGCGGGUACCACUCCUCCGUCCAGUCGUAAUCCGCCACCGCCACUCUCUCCUCGCUCCGCCCCGCUUCGAUCAAGGGAUCGCCGAACAGCACUGCUUCGUCGUUGUCGGAAUUUUGAUCCAUUGCAGGAGGAGGAGGAUGCGAGGUGGUGACUGCGUGGCACUUGCUGCUGCGGCGGCGAAGGCGGUUUGCGGCGGAGUUGGUGAUCACAGCGGGAGGAGGGAAGGUGGGUAUGGAGAAGGGAUAUUGGUUGGUGGGUCUGGUGCGGGAGAGGAUCAAUGGGUGGAGUAGGGAUGAUGAUGAGGAUGAUGAUAGAGCCAUGGCGACACCCUCCAUCUGCUAAGCGAAGUGAAGCGAAGGUAGUUGGGGAUGCAGGGGAAGAAGGAAGUGAGCGGUGGAAGGAGGGAAGAUUGGUGAUGGAGAGGUGUGGCAGGUGGCGGCCGUGCGUGUUGUCUGAAUUAGCUUGCACGCAUUGUUCUUCUUGGGCUCGGCUUGAGGGACACGUUUACAGUUGGUUUUCGCGGUCGGCAGUUCACCACCACUCAUAUUGUUUUGAUCGGAAAUGAGCCACAGAAAAAAAGAAUAUGUUGUUUCCCUCCACUUUCUUCAACUCUUAUUAUAGGUUGGAAUUUGGCUC